AUGGACGGGCAUACUCAAGCUGUUUCUCGCAUUGCGCAGCAAGUCGCACAGUUUGCUCUGCAAAAGAAGCCGUUUCGAAUAUACCAUGGGUCGACUAAUAGUACGCGCCCGUCGGAGCGACGACAGGACAACACGAUUGACACAAGCCAACUUACAAAGAUCCUGAAUGUUGACAAGGAUCGCAAGAUUGCGCUCUGCGAGCCAAAUGUACCUAUGGAUAGGCUGGUACAGGAAACUCUAAAAUACAAUCUUGUUCCUCUUGUGGUCAUGGAGUUUCCGGGAAUUACAGUUGGUGGUGGCUUUUCUGGCACAUCUGGAGAAAGCAGCUCUUUUCGAUACGGCGCCUUCGACUCCAUCAUCAAUUCCAUUGAAAUUGUACUUGCAAACGGCACUAUUGAGAGAGCCUCCAAAGUGGACAAGAAGGAUCUAUUCUGGGGUGCCGCUUCCGCCUUUGGUACCAUUGGUGUCGUCACACUGCUCGAGAUUGAGCUGCGCGAAGCAACGCCCUUUGUUGCUCUUACGUACUCGCUAGCAAAAGGGGCCGAAGAGACUGUCAAGCUAAUCCAAGAGGAGUGUGAAAAGCCAAAAGUCGAUUAUAUCGACGGUAUUGCUUUUAGCCCAGAGCUGACUGUCAUUUGCUCUGGAACUAUGGCCGAUGAAGUGCCAUCUGGACAGCAAGCCAGAACAUUUACUCGCCCGAGCGAUCCUUGGUUCUAUCUACGGGCGGAAGAAGUUAUAAAAGAGUUGACAAAAAACCCCAAGCUUCCGGUGGUAGAUUAUAUACCGAUUACAGACUACCUCUUUCGCUACGACCGUGGAGGUUUCUGGACGGGCAAGGCGGCGUUCGAAUACUUUGCUGCACCAUACAACCGCUAUACACGGCGCAUACUAGACAGGUACAUGCAUGCCCGCGUCAUGUAUCAUGCUGGACACAAGAGCGGUAUGACCGACAGAGCCAUUGUCCAAGACGUCGGAAUACCAUAUGACCGGGCUGUCGAGUUCCAAAACUGGCUCGAUGACAAAUUCAACAUAUACCCGUUGUGGCUAUGUCCGCUACGGGUGCAGCGUAAUGAUCCUGAAGCAUGUCACGGGUUACAUGCUCAGUUUGCAUUUCCUAAUGCACCAGGUCUGCUCAACUAUGGCGUCUGGGGCCGUUUCCAGGGGACUGCCCGUGAAAACAUGGAGAAGAAUAGAGUACUAGAGGCCAAGGUUCAAGAGUUCAAAGGGAAGAAGUGGCUGUAUUCGCAUGCAUACUACACCGAGGACGAGUUUUGGGCACACUACGACAAAGAAUCGUAUGAUAAACUGCGCGAAAAGUACAGCGCAACGCAUUUAAAGAGCGUCUUCGACAAGGUGGCUAUAGACUUUGAGGCACAAGAGGCAGCUGCGACAGCGACGCCCUGGAAGCGAUUCAAACACACCAUAGGGGAGAUUUGGCCGGUGAGAGGGCUAUAUGGCGUCUACAAGGCUACUACUGGAGGAGAUUAUUUGCUACAAAAGAAGUCGAGUGCAACAAAAUGA
Messenger RNA from [Torrubiella] hemipterigena, 1521 nucleotides. Lineage: Eukaryota; Fungi; Ascomycota; Sordariomycetes; Hypocreales; Clavicipitaceae. The record is from the annotation of a GenBank genome assembly.